Messenger RNA from Iphiclides podalirius (scarce swallowtail), 726 nucleotides. The record is from the annotation of a GenBank genome assembly. Lineage: Eukaryota; Metazoa; Arthropoda; Insecta; Lepidoptera; Papilionidae.
AUGAUGUCAAAUAUUGAGGGUGUGGAGGGGGCGGUGGUGGCGCGCGGGGGGGGGGGGCGCGAGGGCGCGUGCGCGGGGCGCGGCGGGGCGCGGCGGGGCGCGGCGGGGGAGGGGGCGCACGCGAGGGGCGGCCGGCCACGCUGCCACGCGCGCUGCCUCACACGCCGGCCGACGCCCGCCGCCGCCGCCACGCUCGCCCCCGCCAUAUUGUCCUGUCACAGCAGUACGUACUGGCUACUGCUGCGCCUGGACAAACCGGCGGUGGCGCAGCCUUACGCCGUGCCCGACCUGCCGCCCGAGCCGCCCUCAGCCAACCCUGAACUGUGUGUGUGUCUUUCGUGCUCUGUUCUGUCCACAGGUCUCGCCGGCUCCACGAGUAGCGGCCGCAUACGAGGAGGAAGUGGCAUCCGCCGGCCUGCCCAUCAUUCUGCCCGGCAGUGUUGUGUGUGCCAGUGUGUAACGUGCAAGUGGCCGUUGCGGCAGAGUCCUUUAAUGUUACAGAUGUCGUUGAUGUUGGACUGGUUCUCGGAGCGCCCGAGGGUGCAUGUAUCGAGCGGGGCACGGCGCAUGCGCGCGCCAUCUUUCACUGCAUCCCACGGUGGCCAUUUUCUUGUAGGGGUGGAUAACACGAAUAUCGCCCGCAUCUCACCCUCCCUAUUGCUAAGGACGCUCGUCUCACCCCAGCUUCGUGUGAAAACCUCCAAAUUUAGUUCUUGCAUUUUGUCC